UUCUCUACAAACAAGCCUCUCAUUUCCUCAUCCUCACCACCUUCACACACUCUUUAACUCACCUCAAGUUCAUCAAGCAAUGGCAACAAACAAUGAAGUUAUUUGGGAAGUGGCCAAUUAUCUCCGUGUAUACAAAGAUGGUCAAAUAGAGAGGCUAGCACACCCAGGCCCUGAUUUCGUUCAUGCUGCUUAUGAUCCUAUCAAUGGAGUUUCUUCCAAAGAUAUAACCAUUGAUCCAAAAAACAAUGUUUCAGCUCGUCUUUAUCUACCAAAACAAGUAGAAAACCAGCCAGAAAAGAAAGUCCCAGUUCUUGUUUAUUAUCAUGGUGGCUGCUUCUGUUUAGGAAGUGCUUUCUCUUCAUGGAAUCAAAACUAUCUCAACUCACUCUCAUCCAAAGGCAACAUAAUCAUAGCCUCAGUAGAGUACAGGUUAGCACCAGAGCAUCCUCUUCCAACAGGAUAUGAAGAUUCAUGGCAGGCACUUCAAUGGGUGGUCUCAGAGACUAAAAAUGAUGCAUGGUUGCAAAACCAUGCAGACUUUGGACGUGUGUUUGUGGGUGGAGAUAGUGCAGGAGGGAACAUAGCUCAUCACAUGGUGAUGAAGAUUGGGUCCAGUGAAGGGAUGAAGGUGAUCAAAGGGAUGGUUUUGGCGCACCCAUAUUUUUGGGGAAUUGAGAGGUUGGAGUGUGAGAUUGCAAAGGCUGGAAAUGAAUCCUCAAAGGUAUUAACUGUAGAUGAACUGGAUAAGAUGUGGCCUUCUGUGUGUCCUGGAACAAGCGGGAAUGAUGAUGAUAGGAUUAACCCUUUUGUGGAGGGUGCCCCUUCACUUGCAGGGUUGGGUUGUGAGAAGGUUAUGGUUUGUGUGGCUGGUAAGGACUUAUUGAGGGAUAGGGGUAGAGUUUAUUAUGAGAACUUGAAAGGAAGUGGAUGGAAAGGAAUGGUUGGACUUCUGGAGUCUCAAGGAGAGGACCAUUGUUUUUAUCUUCUUAAUCCUGGUUGUGAUAAAGCUUUGGAGAUGAUUAAAGUUUUAGUUGAUUUCUUUAAGUAAUGCUGCAUCUGCAUGAACAAUAUUGGAACAAAAAGUCUUAUGUAUUACUGAAAUG
Messenger RNA from Dioscorea cayenensis subsp. rotundata (Guinea yam), 1103 nucleotides. Its product is annotated as probable carboxylesterase 2. The record is from RefSeq and is a predicted model, not a curated record. Gene Ontology annotation, molecular function: hydrolase activity. The coding region runs from base 80 to 1048 and encodes 322 amino acids. The transcript has a single exon. NCBI's taxonomy places the organism in Eukaryota, Viridiplantae, Streptophyta, Magnoliopsida, Dioscoreales, Dioscoreaceae.